Maniola jurtina (meadow brown) is the source of this 554-nucleotide messenger RNA. It is a transcript of the gene RpL23, whose product is annotated as 60S ribosomal protein L23. Gene Ontology annotation, molecular function: large ribosomal subunit rRNA binding; structural constituent of ribosome. Gene Ontology annotation, biological process: translation. The record is from RefSeq and is a predicted model, not a curated record. The transcript has 4 exons. Bases 110 to 532 code for a protein of 140 amino acids. Gene Ontology annotation, cellular component: cytosolic large ribosomal subunit; ribosome. Lineage: Eukaryota; Metazoa; Arthropoda; Insecta; Lepidoptera; Nymphalidae.
UGUCCAAUAGAAAAGUGUCAUCGUUUCCGAACGAAAACAAACCGCAAUCCGCUGCUAAGUUCACGUUGAGGUUCUUUCAAUUUCCUCUCCAAAAAAUUGACACAAGAAAAUGUCUAAAAGAGGACGUGGUGGUUCCGCGGGAGCGAAGUUCCGCAUCUCGCUGGGUCUCCCAGUGGGAGCCGUAAUAAACUGCGCAGACAACACAGGUGCAAAGAACCUGUAUGUGAUAGCUGUGCAAGGUAUCAAAGGUCGCCUGAACAGAUUACCAGCUGCUGGAUCUGGAGACAUGAUCGUAGCCACAGUAAAGAAAGGCAAACCAGAACUUAGGAAAAAGGUAAUGCCAGCAGUGGUGAUCAGGCAGCGGAAGCCUUUCAGGAGGCGGGACGGGGUGUUUAUAUACUUUGAGGACAAUGCGGGGGUCAUAGUCAACAACAAGGGUGAAAUGAAGGGGUCCGCCAUCACGGGCCCUGUCGCCAAGGAGUGCGCCGACCUGUGGCCGCGUAUCGCGUCCAACGCGAGCUCAAUAGCUUGAGAAUAAUAUAUGCCUAAGGAAA